Messenger RNA from Pestalotiopsis fici W106-1, 1506 nucleotides. RefSeq lists its product as uncharacterized. NCBI's taxonomy places the organism in Eukaryota, Fungi, Ascomycota, Sordariomycetes, Amphisphaeriales, Sporocadaceae. Gene Ontology annotation, cellular component: cytoplasm. Gene Ontology annotation, molecular function: carboxy-lyase activity. Bases 1 to 1506 code for a protein of 501 amino acids. Gene Ontology annotation, biological process: cinnamic acid catabolic process; ferulate metabolic process. The record is from RefSeq and is a predicted model, not a curated record. The transcript is spliced from 3 exons.
AUGUCCGCCUUAGCAAACCCCUCUAUGGAUUUUAGGGCCUUUGUCCAAAGCCUCAAGGACGAUGGGGACUUGGUCGAGAUCAAUGAAGAAUGCGACCCAAAUCUCGAAGUCGGCGCCAUUAUUCGCAAAGUAGUCGAAAACAACGAAAAAGCCCCUCUAUUCAACAACUUGAAGGGUCAAGACGAGAAUGGACUGUGGCGAAUCCUCGGCGCUCCCAACUCACUCAGACCCAACCCCAAGCAGAGAUACGGAAGAAUGGCCCGGCAUCUCGGACUUGAGCCCACCGCCUCUCUGAAGGAUAUCCUGGACAAGAUGAUUACUGCCAAGGCGGCCACGCCCAUCCCUCCUGUUGCUGUCGAGACCGGCCCGUGCAAGGAGUUCCGACUCACAAAGGACCAGUUUGACCUCAACAAGCUCCCAUCGCCCAUGCUGCACAAGGACGACGGAGGCAAGUACAUCCAGACUUUUGGAAUGCACGUUGUUCAGUCGCCCGAUGGAAAGUGGACCAACUGGUCCAUUGCCCGCGCCAUGGUGCACGGAAAGAAUGAGCUUGCAGGACUGGUCAUUGAGCCCCAGCAUAUCUGGCAGAUCCACCAGAUGUGGAAGAAGGAGGGAAAAGACAUGCCUUGGGCGCUGUGUUUUGGUGUUCCCCCAGCUGCCAUCAUGGCGGCCAGCAUGCCACUCCCCGAUGGUCUCUCGGAAGCCGAGUACAUUGGCUCGCUCGUCGGCGCACCCUUGGAGGUUGUCAAAUGCGACACCAACGGCUUGUAUGUGCCAGCCAACGCUGAGAUUGUGUUUGAGGGAACCUGCUCUAUCACGGAGACUGUCCCAGAAGGACCUUUUGGAGAGAUGCACGGUUAUGUGUUCCCGGGAGACACUCACAGUGGUCCCAAGUACAACGUCGAGCUCAUCACACACCGCAAAGAUGCCAUCAUGCCAGUCUCCAACUGCGGGAGACUGACUGACGAAACGCACACCAUGAUUGGCCCUCUCGCGGCCGCCGAGAUUGGAUUCCUCUGCAAGUCCAAGGGUCUCCCAAUCAAGGAGGCAUUCUCGCCCUUUGAGUCGCAAGUCACCUGGGUUGCCCUCAAGGUGGACACGGAAGCACUGCGUGCCUCCAAGUUGAGCAGACAGGAGCUCUGCCAGCAGGUCGGCGACGCGGUCUUCCGCCACAAGGUCGGCUACACGAUCCACCGCUUGGUGUUGGUCGGCGAGGACAUUGAUAUCUACGACUUUAAGGAUGUCAUCUGGGCCUUCUGCACGCGCUGCCGCCCUGGCACUGACGAGGUCUUUUUCGAGGAUGUGGCUGGUUUCCCCCUGAUCCCGUACAUGUCGCACGGCAACGGUCCGUUCAACCGGGGCGGCAAGGUUGUUUCGGAUGCGCUGCUGCCUGUUGAGUACACCACGGGAAAGAACUGGGAGGCUGCUGAUCUUAAGAACUCCUUCCCUGCGGAGAUUCAAAAUAAGGUUCUUGAGAAGUGGAACACGUACGGAUUCUCUUCUUGA